This is a messenger RNA of Geodia barretti, 304 nucleotides long. The record is from the annotation of a GenBank genome assembly. Lineage: Eukaryota; Metazoa; Porifera; Demospongiae; Tetractinellida; Geodiidae.
AUUGCGCAUGCGUAGCUAGCAGGCGAUACCAUGCAUGCCAGCUGCACAGCUGCAGCUCAUUAUGGCAGGGUUGGAGGAACUGAAACAGAAAUUGCAGCGAGAUGUCAACUCUUUGCUCGAUGAGAACCGCCAUACUAGGCGACGAGCACUAGAAAGACUCUGGAAAGAAGCAGUACAAAAUGAUGCUCUAGCGAACGACGAGAUAGAAGGUCUCUUCGACUUUCUCUUGAAACCUCUCCUCAGAGCCUUCUCGGAUCCCGUGGAAAAGUGCCGAGAACUGGCCAUUGAGAUCAUCACCAAGUGA